Paramisgurnus dabryanus is the source of this 2923-nucleotide messenger RNA. RefSeq names its product MYCL proto-oncogene, bHLH transcription factor b (gene myclb). The record is from RefSeq and is a predicted model, not a curated record. Gene Ontology annotation, biological process: regulation of DNA-templated transcription. Gene Ontology annotation, molecular function: DNA-binding transcription factor activity; protein dimerization activity. Lineage: Eukaryota; Metazoa; Chordata; Actinopteri; Cypriniformes; Cobitidae.
UUCAGGUGUCCAUAGUGAGCGCCAGCUCCGGGGCGAAAGGAGAUUAUACAGCCGCUAUAAAGAGUGACGCGAAGUUACAGCCGGAGUGCAAAUCAGAAAACAUCAACAACAACAGCUGGAUACAAGAAAUUACACUUGGACAAAAUAUUAGGAUUAUUUAGCACGCGGGUGUUGACGCCUCCUUCACUUGUUGACAUGAAAGCUUUUCGUGUAAAUACUGAAGUGAAGGACUGAUUUCUGGUGAAUCUUACCGGUGAACUGCAAGAUUUUAUUUGUCGUGUUUCAAAUGACAUGCAAUAUACUGAUUCCUGGCACUGUACUAGGGUUUUAACUCUUCGAGACGCAAAUGCCAGGGAUCAGUUCAAACGCAUCGCGCAAUAAGAAGUGGGAGAUGGAGGAAUACGACCAAUAUCAGCACUAUUUCUACGACGACCACAACUCGGACGAGGACUUUUUCAAAUCCACCGCACCGAGCGAGGACAUUUGGAAAAAAUUCGAGCUGGUGCCAACCCCGCCCAUGUCUCCUGUUUGGAUACUGGAGGGUACCGGCCCAUCUCCUGGGGACAGACUGGAGUGGGUCUCCCAAUUCCUGGGACAGGACGACGAGCAGGAUGGACAGUGCAAACUGAAUGCGGAGGAGACUUUGGAGAACUUGAGCUCCAUCAUUAUUCAGGACUGUAUGUGGAGCAGUUUCUCCGCCAGCCGGCAGCUGGAGAAAGUUGUGAACGAGCGCCUGUCGUGCACGGCGCAGUCGAAACUCGCCGGUAAGGCGCAGUGCGUCCCCGUGGACGCGCCGGGUGUCAACAGCCUGGCGACAGAUUGCGUGGAUCCAGCAGCUGUCCUUACCUUCCCUACGAGCGGCAGCUGCAAGAAACAGGUGUCGUCCGGGUCAGAAUCGAGAACAGACUCAUCUGAUGAUGAAGAGAUCGAUGUAGUGACAGUUGAACACAAGCAAAAGAAGUCACGCUUGGUAAACGGACGUAAACCAGUCACCAUCACAGUCCGCGCAGACCCCUAUGACCCCUGCAUGAAGCGUUUUCACAUCUCCAUUCACCAGCAACAACACAACUACGCCGCACGCUCGCCAGACAGUUACCCUGAAGAAGAAGAGGAGGAGCCGCCUCCUGGCAAAAAGCUCAGGCAAGAGAUCCUGCAGACACGGCUGGGUUCCACACCCCAAACCCUCGAAAGCAGAAACCAACUACCCUCCCCGACAGUUCCCGCCCCAUGUCAGACUGUCUCACCGACCCAUUCGUCCUAUCACCCCAAGUCUCAGCCAUCCAGCCCUCAGAGUUCAGACUGUGAAGACACGGAUAAGCGCAAGACACACAAUUUUUUGGAGAGAAAGCGCCGUAAUGACUUGCGUUCUCGGUUCCUGGCCCUUCGGGAUGAGAUCCCGGGCCUGGUUGACUGUCCGAAAACGCCCAAGGUAGUGAUCUUGACCAGGGCGACAGAUUACCUGCGUACGCUGCAUGCCAAUGACAAACAGAAGACCCAAGAGAAGAAGCGGUUGAAAAGCAGGCAACAGCAGUUACUACGGAGGCUCGCUGAACUAAAACGUGCAUAAAAUAGCACAGUCGAACCCUAACAGCCAGUCCAGCCAUAUUUUCAAUAGGAACUUUGUAGAGCUGCGUGUUUGGUCCAAACAUGGGGAUAUUUAAUGGAAAGGACUUCAGUUUGAGUUUAGUUCUUGUGUUUUUGUUCUUUGCACAUUUGCCUUUGUAGCCGGGUGGAGAUAUACUUUACAAAUCACAUAUGUAUGGAAGCUGUGGUACUGGUGUUCUCAAGUGGACCCCGCUAAGCUUCAAACAUGUUCCCAAAGAACAGUUUUGGUUUUGUUUUUGAGACUUAAAGGUGAAUAAUUGAAUGUGUUUUCAGAAAUUCUUUCACGAAAGCUACAGAUAAAUAAAGUAUUUAGGUGGGUAUAUAUAUAUUUCCUUCGAGUUAGCAUGCUAAAUUAAGCAUUAUUUGAAAGGUAGCAAUUUAAAUGCAUGUUUAAUUGAUCUCGUAAACUGUUAAGGUAUUUGCGGAAGAAUGUUAAAUUUAUCUGGUUAAUUAUAUUUAAGGGUAAUACUUAAUUUAACUCUAAAGGAGAGCUGUGUGCCCCCAUUUCCACUUGAUGACUUUGCAAGAUUAACAGGCAGGAAGUUGCAUCACUGUUACUUUGUUACAUUAUGUGUUCCAUGCUUUUUGUUUCCUUCAGUGAACGUUAUUUUUCUUAUGAACAUUCAGGAUGGUGUCCAGCACAGGUUUGCGGUGUAUAUAAACUGUGGCAUAUUCUCUGGACAUGUGUAUAUAAUAGUGUAAAAACAAGCUUUUUGUUUGAAUACAAAAAAUCAGCACUGUUAAUAGACUUUAUUUUCUAUUUUUCUGUCAUUUGUCCUAAAACUUGGUUGGCCCAUGCCUUCCCUAAGAGUAUCUUAAAGUUUCUAUUUUUGUUAAGAAAAGUUUUAAAAAUUCAAAGUUUAAAUAAAACAACACUAUCGACAUUUCAUUUUCAACACUAGCCACUUUGUUAUGCUGUUUUGAGUGCCUAUUUCCCUAUGUUCUGACUUUACUUUGGCUUAAUAUCUCUUUUGUGGGAAAACAUAUUGCUAAGAGUUUUGUACUAAUUAUAUUUUCUUACAGAAUUCAUUGUAUCAUUGUUGGAUUUCUAUUUCAAUGUUAAGUUAAGUACUAGUGGCAUAUGUCACCUAAGAAAUUGUAUGAAAGGUUGAAAUGCAGUCAGAAAUUGACAGCGCUUGACACAAGUGUGCAUAUGUCACCAGUAGCCUACUGUUGUUAAAUUUUUUUUUUUUGGUCCAUUGUCGUCAGGUGUCAUACUGGGAGAUGAAUGGCAGCAGCAUUGUUUAAGCACUUUGUGUUCUGUACCUCAUAUGCCUAUAACAAGUCGAAAUUGGAUAAAUAAAUUCAGUUCAAAUCA